Cryptomeria japonica (Japanese cedar) is the source of this 1540-nucleotide messenger RNA. RefSeq names its product GDSL esterase/lipase At4g01130. Gene Ontology annotation, molecular function: hydrolase activity, acting on ester bonds. NCBI's taxonomy places the organism in Eukaryota, Viridiplantae, Streptophyta, Pinopsida, Cupressales, Cupressaceae. The record is from RefSeq and is a predicted model, not a curated record. The coding region runs from base 264 to 1400 and encodes 378 amino acids. The transcript has 5 exons.
CUACAUCCUUGAAAUCUAUUGUCGUUAGUUUGCAUGUGCAAUUCCAAGAAUCAAUCUCUGUGCUGUUCAGUAUUUGUCAAUACUCGCACAGAAUUUGUGCAAUAAUGGGCAUAUAAAAAUAGGGAAUAGUUCUUGAAUUAUUGUCUAGCUGUACAAUUUGGAGUUUCUAUGAUGUUUUCAGUAUAUAGCUUAGAUAACAUUCAGUCUUAAUGGUGUGAAAUUCCUCUGCAAUAUACCGUAGACUGGUAUAUUUGCAGUUCAGGAUGAUGAAAAGUUCUCUCAUGUUGGGGACACUUGUGUUAAUGGUGUUACUGCCAGCAGUAUGCCAUGCUGCCUGUAGUUUUCCUGCCAUCUUCAAUUUUGGAGACUCCACAUCAGACACAGGAGGGCUGCACUUUUCUUUCCCCUACAAUAUGCUUGCUGAGAAUCCUCCCUAUGGAAAGACCUUCUUUGGGAAACCUGUGAAUCGCUACAGUGAUGGAAGACUCUCCAUAGACUUUUUCGCAAAUGCACUAGGAUACCCUUUCCUGAGCCCAUACCUGCAGUCAGUGGGAUCAAGUUAUACAAAUGGAGUAAACUUUGCAGCUGCAGGUGCAAGUGUAAGAGGCACCAACUUCAUUGCCCCCCUUUCUCUUACUGUUCAGAUCAAUCAGUUCAAGAUCUUCAAGCAGCAGGUUCUCUCUACCAUCCAUCAACGGGGUCCUCAAAGCUUUCUUCCAAGUGAAAAGGCAUUCUGGUCAGGGAUUUACAUGAUAGAAAUAGGGGGAAAUGACUUCACUUAUAGCUACCAAACUCUCAAACUCAGCACAGACCAGGUCCAGAAGACUGUUCUUCCUAAGGUUGCAAGAUCUAUAGCUGGAGCUGUCAUGGAACUGUACAAUGAAGGAGCAAGGACAAUCUUGGUGAAGGAUGUUGGGCCCCAAGGGUGUGGUCCCUUUUGGCUGACCUAUUUCUCUCCCAAUGACUUGGACCAACAUGGGUGUUCUACAUCCUUCAACCAAGCAGUGCAGUCGUAUAACAGAAUGCUUAGAGCAGAACUGGCCAAGGUUCGCAAACAGCUCCCACAAGCGAACGUUGUCUAUGUCAAUACCUAUGACAUUCUCUAUGACUUCAUCGCCAAUCCUUCUUACUAUGGAUUCAAAGCAACUACAUCAGCUUGCUGUGGGGUAGGAGGGAAAUAUAACUAUGACUAUGCAGUGCAGUGUGGAAUAAGUGGAAUGAUCCAUGGAAAGAGUGUCAAGGCAGAGUCAUGCUCUGACCCUGCAUCUUAUGCAAAUUGGGAUGGAGUGCAUUGGACAGACCAGGCCAACAGGCUUCUUACUCAAAAGAUUUUGGAGGGCAAAUACUUUGAGCCAUCUUCCUUCUCCAUUUCUAGAACUUGCCAACUCCAAUCUAUUUGAUGGUUCACUUGAAUUCUAGCCCCAUUAAUAAUCAGAGCAAUGUAAUAUGGUGUAUUGUUUUGUCUAUCCCAUAUGCUUUUGAGUGUCAAUAAUAAAAAAUGUUCUACAUUGAUUUUUCAAUGUAAUGGUUAGCGUUUCAA